Molecule: messenger RNA, 1506 nt
Organism: Aspergillus puulaauensis
Lineage: Eukaryota; Fungi; Ascomycota; Eurotiomycetes; Eurotiales; Aspergillaceae
Exons: 4
Coding region: 1-1506 (501 amino acids)
Biological process (GO): transmembrane transport
Cellular component (GO): membrane
Molecular function (GO): transmembrane transporter activity
Source: RefSeq, a predicted model, not a curated record
AUGUCCCAAACAGAAGAAAUCGUUCUCCACGAUACCCACACAAAUGCAAAGACAGCCCUGAACCAUGCCACGCCACAAUCACCCAGCAAAGCCCAAGCAAUAACAGCCGUGGUAGCCCUAUCCGGCGUCAGCUUCCUCAACACCAUGGGCUCGGGCAUUCUCACCGUAGCCCUCCCCCGAAUGGCCACCGACCUCGGCCUAAACCACGAGAUCCUUCUGUGGCCAGCAGCUGUAUACGCCCUUGCGGCAGGGUGCACACUUCUCAUAUUCGGCGCCAUCGCAGACGUCGUCGGUGACAAGCGCGUCUGGCUAACAGGGAGUAUCCUCUUUGCCGCAUUCACACUAGCAUGCGGUCUCGCCCAGACAGGGAACCAGCUCAUAGCCUUCCGGACCCUUCUUGGGAUCGCAGUUUCAAUGUGUCUCCCGUGCGCGGUGAGUCUGAUGACGCGGACAUUUCCACCGGGUAAGGCGCGCAAUCUGGGUUUCGCAUCUAUGGGUAUGGGACAGCCGCUGGGAUACUCCGUGGGGUUGAUACUGGGUGGUGUGUUUGCAGACUCGAUUGGGUGGCGGUUUGGAUACUAUGUCAGUGCUAUUAUCAAUGCGUUGCUUUCUGUUCUUGCCUUCUGGUCUCUCCCGAGGGAGAGGCCGAGGGCUGGGCCUGUUCUGCAGGGAUUGAAGAAGAUCGACUGGGUUGGGGCGCCGAUUAUCAGUGUUUCCCUGGCUUUACUUUCUUUCGUUCUCGCCCAAAUCACAGAGAACUACCAUAAUCUUCAAGAGCCGUAUAUCAUUGUUCUCUUCGCGUUAUCGAUCGUCCUCCUGCCGACGUUUGUACUCUGGGUUGGAUGGCAGGAGAAGCACGGCCGCCCGGCACUCAUCCCUAACAGUCUCUGGAAGAACAGGCUAUUCAGCGCGACCUGCAUUAUAGUCUUCUUCACAUGGGCAGAGCUCAAUGCUCUGCAGUACUUUACAUCUCUAUAUUUCCAAGAAAUUCAGCACCACUCUGCCCUCGCUUCAUCACUCAUGUUCCUCCCAAUGGUGAUAGCCGGCGCAGUAACAAACAUUUUCACCGGGUACACAGUGGACAAAAUCUCCGUGGGCCAGUUGGUGUUUGUAUCCGCCAUAAUCAGCACACUCUCUCCACUUCUUAUGGCACUCAUAAAACCCAGCUGGGUAUACUGGCGCGGAGCAUUCGUCUCCAUGCUUUUCAGUCCUAUUCAUGCAGAUGUCCUCUUCACGGUCUCCAAUCUGAUAAUAUCCCGCGCGUACCCCGGCGAGAACCAAGCUCUCGCGGGGGCAGUGUUUAACUCGGUCUCGCAGGUCGGGAACUCGGUUGGACUGGCUGUGAGUGCUGCGAUUGCUGCGUCUGUCACGGAACACUCGGGGCAGGAUACGUUGAAGGGGUUCCGGGCGGCGUAUUGGCUGAUGUUUGCGGCGAUGGUGGUGGUUUGUGGGUUUAGUUAUUUUGGAUUGCGGGGUGGGGGGUUUGUGGGGAAGAAGAAUGAGUAG